Staurois parvus is the source of this 501-nucleotide messenger RNA. The record is from the annotation of a GenBank genome assembly. Lineage: Eukaryota; Metazoa; Chordata; Amphibia; Anura; Ranidae.
GCUCGACAGCAGGCACUGGGUCAUCUGGCGCUGAAUCGUCUGGCUCGACAGCGGCAUCGGGUCACCAGCCAUGACAGCGGGCACUGGGUCAUCAGGCAUUGGAUCGUCUGGCUCGACAGCGGGCAUCGGGUCCUUAGGUACCGGAUCGUUUGGAUCGACAGCGGGCACCGGGUCAUCUGGCGUUGGAUCGUCUGGCUCGACAGUGGGCAUCGGGUCACCAGGCAUGACAGCAGGCACUGGAUCCUCAGAUACCGGAUCGUCUGGAUCGACAGCAGGCACCGGGUCAUCUGGCGCUGGAUCGUCUGGCUUGACAGCGGGCAUCGGGUCACCAGGCAUGAUAGCGGGCACUGGGUCAUCAGGCAUUGGAUCGUCUGGCUCGACAGCGGGCAUCGGGUCACCAGGUAUGACAGCGGGCACCGGGUCAUCAGGCAUGAUAGGAUCAUCAGGCUGGAUCAGCUGGGUAGAGACAUCAGGCUGAAGUGCGGGUGCCGAGGCACCAGG